AUGUCGUCCGAUAAGCGCCCAAACAUCCUGUUCAUAAUGGCUGAUGACCAUGCCUCUAAAUCUAUCUCCUGCUACGGCGCAGGAAUCAACCACACACCGAAUCUCGAUCGACUUGCUACAGAAGGUAUGAAAUUCAAUCAUUGCUAUGUCACCAACAGCAUUUGCACCCCAUCUCGCGCCGCGAUUUUAACCGGAACCCACAAUCAUGUGAACGGCGUCAUGACACUGGAUUCCAAAAUCAACAAAUAUAUUCCAAAUGUUGCGAAGCACUUGCGAACCGGAGGCUACCAGACUGCGAUGGUGGGAAAGUGGCACCUUGGUGAAGGGAAAGCUCACGAGCCCACUGGCUUUGAUUACUGGGAAAUUGUCCCUGGCCAAGGCGAAUAUUUCGAUCCGGAAUUUAUUGGUUCAGAUGGUAUUCACCGAGAGACUGGGUACGCGACCGACAUCAUCACCGAUAAGAGUAUUGAUUGGAUCAAAUCUCGUGACAAGUCAAAGCCAUUCUUUCUCAUGUGUCAUCAUAAAGCGCCGCAUCGCAGCUGGGAGUGUGAUCCGAAGCACAAGAACUUGUACAAGGACCCCGUUCGCCUACCGGAUACAUUCACAGAUGAUUACAAGAAUCGUGCGAAAGCGGCAGCAAUAGCAAAGAUGCGUGUUGCUGAGGACAUGACCUAUCUAGACCUAGGUCUAGCUCAGCCGGAAGGCCCUAGCUCCGUUGUCGGCGAAAAGCUGUUCAAUUCUUGGUGGAAUAAUGACCGAAAGGUCCCAGACCCUGAGGAUGUGACUUCACUGAAGUUAAUCGACAAAGAUGAUGGCACUGUAUUCACCUUCAAAACACGCAAGGAACUCUCCGAGUUUAAAUUCCAGCGGUACAUGCAGCGAUAUCUUCGUACAAUUCAAAGCAUCGAUGACAACGUGGGUCGUAUGCUUCAAUAUCUCGAUGACGAGGGUCUGACUGAAAAUACUAUUGUCAUUUACACAUCCGACCAAGGAUUCUUCCUCGGAGAACACGGUUGGUUUGAUAAGCGUCUUGUGUACGAGAACAGCUUUAACAUGCCAUUCCUUAUCCGAUAUCCACGCGAGAUUGCUGCCAACAGCGUUUGCAACGACAUAAUUUCCAAUGUUGACUUUGCCUCAACAUGGCUGGACUUUGCGGGACUCCGGAAACCGACAUACAUGCAAGGCGUGAGCUUCCGAAACCUCUUACAGGGACAAACCCCCCCCCGACUGGCAACAAGUCGCAUAUCAUCGCGUUAUAAGAUUAUCUACUGGUAUAACGAGGACUUUGGCAUUGAGGGCACCCGACCGGGCGGAGAAGAGAAAGAGUGGGAAUUAUUUGAUCUAGAAGAGGAUCCCUUAGAACUUUUCAACCGUUAUCACGAAGAGAAAUAUGUGGAUAUUGUAAAGCACAUGACCGAGAUUUUGGACAAGAAGAUGGAAGAAAUUGGGGAUGAGCCUGUUCAUUCAAAGCUUGACACAAAAUAG
Penicillium angulare is the source of this 1485-nucleotide messenger RNA. Its product is annotated as sulfatase family protein. NCBI's taxonomy places the organism in Eukaryota, Fungi, Ascomycota, Eurotiomycetes, Eurotiales, Aspergillaceae. The record is from RefSeq and is a predicted model, not a curated record. The coding region runs from base 1 to 1485 and encodes 494 amino acids. The transcript is spliced from 2 exons.